Molecule: messenger RNA, 1497 nt
Organism: Penicillium canescens
Lineage: Eukaryota; Fungi; Ascomycota; Eurotiomycetes; Eurotiales; Aspergillaceae
Product: MFS transporter
Exons: 1
Coding region: 1-1497 (498 amino acids)
Biological process (GO): spermine transport; transmembrane transport; spermidine transport
Cellular component (GO): membrane
Molecular function (GO): spermine transmembrane transporter activity; spermidine transmembrane transporter activity
Source: RefSeq, a predicted model, not a curated record
AUGGUCAACCCUUCGUUAUUCACUCAGGGAAUGGAGCGUCAGCUCGAAAAAGGACCACAGUCUCUGCCAAUAAACCAAGAAAUUCAGCAUAUUGACGUGGCUCGUGACUGGAGCGGACCAGACGAUCCAGAAAAUCCUCGGAAUUUCUCGUUGUGCAUGCGUCUUUUCGGCACCGUUACUGUGACUUCACUGGCCUUCGUGGUGGCCUUCGCAGGGGGAAUAUACGCUCCAGCUCAAAGUGAGUUGAUUAAAUCAUGGGGCUGCAACGACGAGACCGGCGUAUUGCCUCUUUCUCUCUACAACCUGGGACUUUCGUUAGGUCCCAUUAUAGGAGCUCCGCUCUCUGAAAAAUACGGCCGAAAGGCUGUCUACAUCAUCACUACUCCUAUCUUCAUUCUCUUCAUGACCGGAGCUGGUUUCUCGAACAGCAUUAGCAGUUUGAUCAUUUGUCGGUUUUGUGCUGGUGUUUUUGGGUCACCAAACAUCAACAAUGCUUCCGCCACAAUAUUAGACUACACGCCCGACCUCCACCGCGGCGUCGUUCUUGGAAUGUAUUAUUCCAUUCCGACCGUCGGUGCCACUUUGGGACCUCUUGUUGGUGGCUUUCUUAUUCAGGAACAUGGGUGGAGGUGGACACAGUGGGUUCCCAUCAUCGUUGCCGGUGCACUCUAUAUCCAGGUGCUAUUCACCAAGGAAACCUACAAAGCCGUGAUUUUACAACGUCGAGCAAUCAGACUGGGACUUAUGGACGCCUCGUCUCAGAGGAUCAGCGUGCUCAAAUCUUUUCGGCACUUCUUUGUCACCCUCAUUCAACGCCCAAUCCACAUGCUUUGCACGGAGCCGAUUGUAAUGUUCGUCAGCUUGUACAAUGGCCUCAUCUACGGACUUAUAUACGCAUUUGUGAUUUCUGUGCCCUGGGUCUCAAGGACAUAUUACAAUUUUGAUAAAACUGGGGAAGCCCUUUCCUACCUCGGUGUUUCACUUGGAAGUCUAAUUGCCUGCCUUCCAUUUGCAACUGUGGAUAUCAUGUUCUACCAAAAACACCUUCUUUUGUGGAAACGAAGUCACCCGGCAAAUGAGAAGAUGCCACCGGAACAUCGCCUUCUUUCUGCCUUGAUAGGCAGUUUCUUACUUCCAGCCUCCUUGCUUAUCGCUGGCUGGACAGCCGAGAAUCGCAUCCAUUGGAUUGUCCCGAUUUCCUUCCAAGGAAUGACCGCGCUUGCCUGUCUAUUGGUCUAUGCGGGCGCUAAUCUCUUCAUGUUGGAUUCUUACGGACCCCUCUACGGUGCCUCAGCCUCUGGCGCCAUGAUGUUCAGUAGGUACCUGUUGGGCUUUGCCUUUCCAAUGUUCACACUGCAAAUGUUUGAAAAACUGGGCGCAGGAUGGGCAACGUCCAUUUUAGCCUUGUUGACGUUCGUCAUGGCCCCCAUACCCUGGUGCUUUCUUGUGUAUGGCCCACGACUGAGGGCGGCGAGCAGAUAUGAAACAAGUGCUUGA